GCGGGCAAGGAGGGAGAGCAGCGGCGAUGGGGAGCGGGCGCUGGACCGGCGACGCGCAAUGCCGUGAUUGACGGGACACACGGAGAAGGUGGAUGGUUGCGGCUUGCCAGGUUAUUUGAUGGUUGCAAGGAAGCCGGCCGGGGAGUGCGGCUAAUGCGGAAUGCAAUGGACUGAGCAGGAAGGGCGAACGGAAAGCUUUAAGGUGCGCUAAGGUUACUGCGGGUGCGUUGCCCUGGGAUUCCCGCCGCAUUUGUUGCCUCUCUCGGGGUAAACGGGGUCUCGGAGCCUCGGAAGAAUCGCAUGAGUCAAGGACAAGCGUCAAAGCGCAGAAAGCACCAGUUUUCCGGGCAAAGAGAGAAAAGUGAUAGGCGGGUUGGGGUGAAAAAUAAUAAUAAUAAUAAAAGAGGAUAAUUAAAAACCUUACCCUCCCAGACAGAAAGAACUUCGGUUGAAGAAAAAGGUUGGGGACUUCCAGGAAGCGUUGAUCGAAUUAAUUGGGUCCCCAAAAAGGUGAUGGGGGGAAAAAAUUAACCGGGAAGGUUUGGAAGGCUUCUGGGAAGGUUGAGAGUUAAACUUGUUGAAAGUCCUAUCUUCAAAGAAUAGUUAUAUUAAUAAAACAAAAGAAAACCGCAGGAAAAACAAAACCUGGCUUGAAGAUUAUUGGUGGAUGAAGAUUUGAGUUUACUUCUUCGGGAGCAGAGAAAUGUUUCAUUGGAAAGCCGGCAGUGCCAAGAAUCUAAGAAAUUUGGGGCUGCAAGUGUUUCUUUGCCUUUUUUCAAGAGCAGAAGACAGUCCCUGGGUUCAUCUGUUUUUUUAACAGCAAAAAAAAAAAAGGAUUCAAACCAAUUUUCUGAGUGGAAGAAAGGCAGAUUCUCCAUGAAGGAUCUUUUAAGGAUCUAGUAUCCCGUGAGACUUUUAUCUGUUACUUGUUGGAUUGUCUGCUGGUCCCCUAGAGGUGUGUGAUAAGGGAAUAGGGCUGUGCCCGGUCAAAUCAGAUAGCAGAACAAAAGAAGAACCCAAUUCAGUCACAAACUGGAAGGGCAAGUUGAUAAAAUGACACAGUUUUUUUUUUUUUAAUCCUCGGGGAAAGAUAGGGCAGCCAUUGAAGAUUGAAAAAGAAAAACACCAGGAAGUUGGUAAAGGGGGAGGGGGGGGGGAACCAAUAAGCAAACUCAGGCUGUUUACCCAGCCUGAAAUAAAUAUGGACUGAAGAUUAUAAGAUAAUAAAAGGCUGGAGUGGCUCAGAUUCAGAACCACACCAAAUUGCUGGAACUGAAGAAGCCGCCAAACCAACUCUAACAAGAAAAAAACGGUGGCAUGGUGAAUUUCAAAGCUAGGGUAUAUCCAAAAAUGGGGAGAGAAAUUGGACCCUUAGAAAUUGCCGCCUGCAGCAUUCUAGGCUCUCUUUCUGAGGCCUGAACUCUCCAAUUGUUUCUCUCCAAUAAAUUUUAAUUCCCCCUUGUGUCUGAAUAAUUCACUUUCUGGAUUGCCGUAUUGAUCCAAUUUAUUUCCUUUCUAAAUAAGGAUUUGGUGGGUUCUGCAUGAACCCAUGCAGGCCAAGAAAAAAUACCUGUUCGUGACUCUCUUGGCCACCUGGCUUCUGCUUGUUUUGUUUGGAGGAGACCAAAUAAGACGCUUCCCCUUUUUCUCCAACAAAAAAGCGGAAGUCUUAAAAACCUGGCCUCGGUGGGCUGACGAGGUUCUUCUCAAGAACUUUGCAGGUUCUGAGGAGCUCCAGAGCACUGAAAGGGGCCACAGCGAUGAAUCUCCCCAAAGCCGGCAGCAGUUGAAGCUGAGUCUUUACAAGAACAGCAGGUGCCGUAUGGAGACUUGCUUUGAUUUUUCUAAAUGUAGGCAACACGGGUUCAAAGUCUUUGUUUACCCCCUGGAAGGAGGGGAUCAUGUAUCCAAAAGUUACCUCAAAAUCAUCAGCUCCAUUGAAGAGUCACGUUAUUACACCUCCAAUCCUGAGGAGGCCUGCCUGUUUGUUCUAAACAUUGACACGUUGGAUAGAGACCAUCUCUCCAUACAAUAUGUCCAUAACAUCAACGAGAAAAUCCAAGGUUUCCAGCUUUGGAACAAUGGACAAAACCAUCUCAUAUUUAACCUGUAUUCUGGCACGUGGCCUAAUUAUACCGAAGACUUGGGCUUUGACAUUGGACAGGCUAUCCUGGCCAAAGCCAGUUUUUAUGUCGAGAACUUUCGGCCUGGUUUUGAUAUCUCCAUCCCUUUGUUUUCGAAGGAGCAUCCUCAGAAAGGUGGGGAAAGAGGCUGGUUAUACAAGACUUCUCUCCCACCCAAGAAAAAGUAUCUCUUGGUUUUUAAAGGGAAGAGAUACCUGACCGGCAUUGGUUCUGACACCAGGAAUGCUCUCCGCCACAUCCAUAAUGGUAAAGAUAUUAUUUCUCUGGCCACAUGUAAACACGGGAAAGACUGGGAGAAGCACAAGGACAAACGUUGUGACAAAGAUAAUAUCGAGUAUGAAAAGUUUGAUUAUCAGGAGCUUUUGCACAACUCUACCUUUUGUAUCAUCCCCCGAGGGAGACGUUUAGGAUCCUUCCGGUUCCUAGAAGCUUUGCAGGCUGCCUGCAUCCCGGUCCUGCUCAGCAAUGGGUGGGAGCUGCCUUUUUCAGAGGUGAUUGAUUGGAGUAAAUCAUCCAUCGUCGGAGACGAGCGGCUUCUUCUGCAGAUUCCAUCUACGGUCCGAUGUCUGAACAGUGACAAAAUCCUGACCUUCCAGCAGCAAACCCAGUUUUUAUGGGAAACGUAUUUUUCUUCUGUGGAGAAGAUCGUUCAAACCACUCUUGAGAUAAUAAAAGAUCGGAUAUUUCAUCAGGAAUCACGCCCAAAGUUCUUCUGGAACACACUUCCUGGAGGGUUGGUGGCCUUACCAGAAUACUCUACUCAUUUGAACGACUUCCCUUUCUAUUAUCCUCAGCAAGGAUCCAGCCCCUCCAAGAAGUUUACAGCGUUAAUCUGGGCCGUCUCACCAAUUGUCUCCCUUUCUCAGCCCAUCCUCAAACUCACCCAAGCUGUCUCCAGAUCCCAAUACUGCGCCAAGAUUUUAGUUUUGUGGAGCUGUGAGAAGCCACCUCCACAGAAGUGGCCACCGACCACAGUUCCCUUGACUGUCAUUUUAAGCAGCAACAAGGUCAGCGAACGGUUUUUGCCUUAUUCUGCUCUUGGGACGGAUGCCGUGUUGAGCCUUGAUGAAUAUACCAGCCUUUCAACCAGCGAGGUUGACUUUGCCUUUGUGGUAUGGAGAAAGUUCCCCGACCGGAUUGUAGGCUUCCCAAUGCGCAGCCAUUUUUGGGAUACGGGCAAGAACCAGUGGAUCUACACUUCAAAAUGGACCAAUGAGUUCUCUAUGGUUCUCACGGCAGCGGCAUUCUAUCACAGGUAUUAUCACAGUCUCUUCAGCAACUAUUUGCCUGCCAAGCUAAGGAACUUUGUCGACCAGAUUGCCAACUGUGAGGACAUAUUGAUGAACUUUCUGGUUUCUGCUAUAACCAAAUUGCCCCCCAUCAAAGUGACCCAGAAGAAACAUCUCAGGGAGAGCCCACCUCAGCAGCUCCUGAAGAGUGUGCCCCCAUCCAACAGCAGCCUCCAUUUCGCUCAACGCCAGGAGUGCGUCAACCGCUUUGCUGCCUGGUUUGGCUACAUGCCUCUGGUGCAUUCGCAGUUCCGCUUGGACCCAGUGCUUUUCAAGGAUCAGGUAUCUGUGCUACGGAAAAAGUACCGGCAACUGGAGAGGGACUAGCUCUGGGGGAGAAAGCCCACCGCUGCUCUCUGGGAAGGAAGACGCUUGGAGAAGAAGACAUCAACCACGCUGGACUCACUGCUUGCUGUAGGCCAUUGGCGCUAUGGCCGGAUUUGGGGUUGGGUUCACUGCAUCAAUGCCCUUUGAACUUUGGAUACUAAAAAAAAAAAAAGGAAACACUCACUGGUAGCCAGGGGUGGUGCCAGAGAAAUGUUCAGUCUUUAUUGGGUUUUACCAGUAUCAAUAAAGUUUUGCA
Thamnophis elegans (Western terrestrial garter snake) is the source of this 4016-nucleotide messenger RNA. It is a transcript of the gene EXTL1, whose product is annotated as exostosin like glycosyltransferase 1. Gene Ontology annotation, molecular function: glycosyltransferase activity. The transcript has 11 exons. The record is from RefSeq and is a predicted model, not a curated record. NCBI's taxonomy places the organism in Eukaryota, Metazoa, Chordata, Lepidosauria, Squamata, Natricidae. Gene Ontology annotation, cellular component: membrane. The coding region runs from base 1550 to 3760 and encodes 736 amino acids.